AUGCUUGUCCUGAAUGUGCAUAACCUUUUUAUGCAUACAAUUAGUGGAACCUUUUACAUGUCCAGUGUGCGCAUGUGUCCAGGAACUAAGCUUUUGCAUGUCCUGUGUAUUCUAAAGCUUAGUCUUUUGUUAUUGGGCAAGUACUUGAAACAGUGUCUUGGUUUGCCAGUCGUAGAAUCAUUUAUGAAUAGCAUAGGUGUUGCCUUCACUUGUAUUCCUACGCAUAGUCCAAUACUUCUUUUUCCUUGA
Messenger RNA from Triticum turgidum subsp. durum (durum wheat), 249 nucleotides. The record is from the annotation of a GenBank genome assembly. Lineage: Eukaryota; Viridiplantae; Streptophyta; Magnoliopsida; Poales; Poaceae.